Molecule: messenger RNA, 1563 nt
Organism: Echinococcus granulosus
Lineage: Eukaryota; Metazoa; Platyhelminthes; Cestoda; Cyclophyllidea; Taeniidae
Product: Pyruvate kinase isozymes M1/M2
Exons: 9
Coding region: 1-1563 (520 amino acids)
Biological process (GO): glycolytic process
Cellular component (GO): cytoplasm
Molecular function (GO): potassium ion binding; magnesium ion binding; pyruvate kinase activity
Source: RefSeq, a predicted model, not a curated record
AUGAGUCUUUUAAAUAGCACAAACUUUGUCUUCAUUAUAUGUAUUUGCAGCCUUCGCGUUUGUUUGAAUGGCGCCGGCCCGGCUAGCCAAAAUAUUGGUAUUCUCCAUGAACUGUUUGAAGCCGGCAUGGAUAUUGCUAGGCUAAACUUCUCGCAUGGAACAUAUGAAUAUCACUUAGAGACCAUAAGGGUGGUUCGAGAGGCAGAACAAACAUUCAAGCCCUAUGUUCGUCCCAUUGCAAUCGCACUGGAUACUAAAGGUCCAGAAAUUCGUACUGGUUUGAUAAAUGGUAGCCCAACCGAUGAAGUUGAAUUGAUAGUUGGGGAAAUGAUUCGCAUCACUCCAGAUAAAACCUAUGCCGAAUGCUGCAACGAAACAACACUCUACGUAGAUUAUGACAACAUAGUGAACAUUCUAAAUGUGAACUCGCCAAUUUACAUUGACGAUGGCCUUAUUUGUGUCAGAGUUAAAGAGAAAGGUCCUCAAUACCUUGACUGCGUUAUUGAGAACGGCGGCAGACUUGGUUCAAAAAAAGGUGUGAACCUUCCAGGUGCACCAGUUGACCUUCCCUCCAUGUCUGAAAAAGACAAGCAAGAUAUUCUAUUCGCUGUUGAUAAUAAUUUGGAUAUAAUAUUUGCGUCUUUUAUCCGUGACGCAAAGUGCAUUCAUGAUAUGCGAGAUUUGCUCGGCGAACGCGGAGCCUACAUCAAGAUCAUUGCCAAAAUCGAGAACCAGCAGGGUGUGGAAAACAUUGACGAAAUAAUCGAAGCCGCUGAUGGGAUAAUGGUGGCUCGUGGUGACUUGGGCAUCGAAAUACCCUCGGAGAAGGUGUUUUUGGUGCAGAAGAUGGCUAUUGCCAGAUGCAAUAUUGCAGGAAAGCCUUGUAUUUGCGCAACACAAAUGCUUGAGUCAAUGACCUAUAAGCCUCGUGCUACACGAGCGGAGUCGAGUGAUGUUGCAAAUGCUGUUCUGGACGGGGCAGACUGUGUUAUGCUCUCUGGUGAAUCUGCGAAAGGUAAAUAUCCGGUAGAAUGUGUGCGGACAAUGGCGAAAAUUUGUCGGGAAGCGGAGUCUGUGAUCAGUCACACUGAGCUUUACAAUGACCUGCGACGAAUAAUCAAAGUGCCCGCGGACACGACUCUCUCUACUGCCAUCGCCGCGGUCGAGGCCUCUUUGCGCUGCCUGGCGAAGGCUAUCAUUUGCAUCACCAGCAGUGGAACAUCGGCCCAAAUGAUUGCUAGACAUCGUCCACGCUGCCCAAUUUUGGCCGUGACACGCGAAGGAGUAAUCGCGCGACAACUCUACCUCUGGCGCGGCUGCUGGCCUAUCCUCUACGACGAGCCUAAAGCCGACUUAUGGUCGGAUGAUGUGAAUCGGCGCAUAGCCUGCGCUAUUGAACAUGGACGUCGAAAAGGCCUUUUCGUGGACAGAGAUCGGAUUGUAGUGGUUGCCGGAUGGAAAGGCGAACCCGGGUCGACCAACACCAUCCGCAUAAUUCAACUCGGUUCACUUGUAGAGCACAAUAUCCUUGGAAUACCCGAUAUUAAGAAUUACAAAGACUAG